Molecule: messenger RNA, 1365 nt
Organism: Bufo gargarizans (Asiatic toad)
Lineage: Eukaryota; Metazoa; Chordata; Amphibia; Anura; Bufonidae
Gene: FAM221A
Product: family with sequence similarity 221 member A
Exons: 8
Coding region: 249-1127 (292 amino acids)
Source: RefSeq, a predicted model, not a curated record
UGGAGCAAUAAUUGUUUUUAAAUUUUCCGUUUAUUCAGCCAAAAAAAUGCAAUUCUGCCACAGUUUUACAGGUUUAGUCUCUAUAGCGUACCCUAUGUGGUAUAGCCGACCUGUACCCUCUAUUCUCCAGGGCUGUAUGGACAGGUUUGGUGUUUCCAGGAGCCGCCCCUAGUACUGCCUCCUCCCUUCCCUUCCGUGUCAGGUUCUUCCUGGAGCAGCCUCCUCAGUAAGCUACCUGACAGGGAGCCAUGGACAGACUGCACUUCCAGGGGGCUGCGGGGGCUGUGGAUGACUAUCUGGAGUACAGGAGGAUUGUUGGUGAAGAUGAUGGAGGUAAACUUUUUAGUCCAGAAGAAUAUGAAGCAUACAAGAAAACAGUGCUCCCAAUGAGGGCACAAAAUCGACUGUUUGUCAGCUGGAGAUCACCAACGGGAAUUGACUGCAAGCUUGUGGGCCCGGAGACCCCCUGUUUUUGUACUCACAGGUACAAACAGCAUAAGACAGACUUCAAGGAGCUUCCAAAGGAUCGUCCUAUUCUGUUGCCAUGUAAAGUCAGCAAAUGCCCAUGCAAAUCCUAUCACUUCGUUCCUCGGAAUGGCUCCCAACCAGUCCGUUGCCGAUGUAAGCACCUUGCUGACGACCACAGUGUUACAGGAUCCUUCAACUGCACCAAAUGCUCGAACUGCGCAGGGUUCCAUAGUUCGUUCACUUGUGGAUGUUCUCAGCCAGCAUAUACACACGAUACCGUCGUAGAGACAAAGGAAGAAAGACAAGCUCUGGGAAAACCUGUUGGACAAGAUGUUCCAUAUGCUGCUAUGGGGGGAUUGACUGGAUUCAGCUCUCUUGCUGAAGGCUAUAUGAGACUUGAUGAAAGUGGUAUAGGUGCCCCUAGUAGGCGUUUUCUGGAAUCCCCUGAUGAUGGUGGAUCUCACCCUUUUCUAAGAGCAUAUGGCCCACCAUCUUCUAACAUUGAAGGACUCCCCGAUAGAAGUAAAGAAAUGUCUAAGCUGAAGGCACAAGAAGAACAGGACAUGGCUUUUUUUGAAAGGCGCUAUCAGGAAAGGAUAAAGAAAGAAAAAGAACAGAAAAGACUGAAUUCCAGACACCCCGGCACUCAGCGGCCUUAAGGAUGGUGGAGCAGUCAGCAACAUGUGACUUAUUAGCCAUUUUAAAAUGUCAGCAAUUUGAGUUAAAAACAAAACAAAAAACUUGUAGUAAUUAUUCUAACCAUAUCAUAUGGACGGUAUUAAGGUGGACUGACAGAUUUUAUUAGCUGCAUCAGUAGAUUUGGUUUGCAUCUAUUUAUGAGUACACUACUUUUUUUUACUGUAGUUCCUGAUCAACACAAUAUAAGUGAUAACUGAA